CUGGCUGGAGGAGGUGGCUGUCGUCGCUGGCCGGGGUCUCGUGCUCACUGGUGGUCGUGUCGCGUCGCCCUGCCGCAGUGCCGCCGCGACGCGAGGUGCGCAGUGGUGACCAGUGCCGAGGUGGGCGUGCCGCUCAAACAGACACGUGGCGGCUGCCGUGUGCGGGCGGGCGCGGGUGCAAGCAUGGCGGGGGAGGGGCUGCCGAGGGUGUCGGCGGCCCGGCACACAUGAGGGCGACCCCGAGGGCGGCCCCCCCGCUGCCACCACGCCGGCCAGGGAGGGCGGGGAGGCGGGCCACCGCGGCGCGAGCCCCGCGGUGGCCCGCCUCGUGUGGCCCAUCGUGGCGGUGCUCCUGGUGGUGGCCAUAGCAGGCCCGGCGCUCACCUGCUACCUGCUGGUCAAGGACUACUCUACAGAGAUCAUGACACUGCGGCGUGACCUGCUUCUCUGUCAGCUGGGGUCAAGUCACCUGCCGCCCAUUGGCCUUGACCUCCUCGACCCCCCUCUGACCCCCUCCCCUGCAUCACCCCGCACACCCAUCCCCUCCCUCCCCAUACCUGCCUCGCCCCUGCCUCUUGUUGCUGAUACGUCUGAUAAAUCUAGUUCUUCAUCUUCUUCCUUUUCCCUAGAGACCAGAGGGGAGAAAAGAGGUCCUCCUAAGGGUAUCCUACAGGACUCCUCCCCUAGCAGUCCUACGGAGGCUUCUAAAGGGGUUUCUGAAGAGGUUUCUAAAGAUAUUUCUAAAGGGGUAUAUAAAGAGUUUUCUAAGGGGAUUUUUAAAGGGGAAAAGAAGGGGGGUCUUAAAAGGGUUUCUAAAGGGGUUCCUAAGGUUAAUACACAUUCCCCUGAGAGUUUGUCCCUUAUAAUGAUGGAGGAUGAGUCUGUUACUCCUCCUCCUCCUCCCUCCACCUCCUCCUCCUCCUCCUCCUCCUCCUCCUCCAUCAUCAUCAUCACCCUCUUUUUCAUCUCCCCCCUCCUCCUCCUCCUCCUCCUCCUCCUCCAAUUCAUUUUUUGCGCUUUUCUCAUUUUUAACCAACAACACCACCACCACCACCACCACCACCACCACCACCACCACCACGCCAUCACCACCAUCCAUCACAACCCCCUCCACCACCACCACCACCACCACAAUCACACCCUCCGACGAGCCGCUCUCCCAAAAGGAGUACGUGGCGCUGCUGGAGCGGCAGCUGCGUGACCUGCGGGCGCGAGUGUCGGCGUGUCGGUCCUGCCUGGUGGCGCCGCAGAGGAAGCUGGCGAUGUGCGGCGGCGGCAAGGCGUGGCGGGACUACAGACAAAGGAGCCGCCUCUUACGCAGCCAGCAGAGACGCAGACGAAGGGAGGAGAAGAGACGGAAGGAGGAGGUGCAGAGAUUUAAGAACAGAGUCACCAGUCCGCCUACUACCACCACUACUACUUCUACUACUACCACUACUACUACGACGACGAGGCCGCCGCCACCACCACCACCGCCACCGCCGCGGCAUUCUGAUCCUAACUUAGAUGCGAUACUGGCUGACGUGGCGUACAGUGAACAGAAGGACAACCAGAGGGCGCGGGAGACACACAGAAUGAGCACUGAUUUCAGGCGAGGUUUUAACCAAAAAAUAUCAAGAAUGGAUGAAGCUCUAAUGCAGUUCACAGACACACAGGCGGCGUUCUGUAAGGAGCUGAGAGACAACCUGGGGGCGCGGCUGGGGAAGCGAGGACAAGAAUUGGAGGCGCUCUCAGACCAGAUUGCCUCGUUAGUCCGAACCACCACCACUCAAAUCACAGCUCUGGAAAAAGUGGCUUCUGAUCAGAUGUACGCGGGGCAGAGCAGCAUUGAGAAGACGCUAGCCCUCACGCAGGCCAUCAGGGACUCACAGCUGCGUGCAAUACAAAAUUACCACAAACAGACCUUUCUCCCUGUCGCCGCAGCUAUAGCCACCAUUCUGACGGAGCAGGCCUCGGCACUCACCUCCAUGGGCGUGGAGCUCAUCACGAAGGUUGAGAUGCUGCAAGACGUGUUUCUGACCUACGCCACAAGGGAGGCAGACACACUCAAGAAACUGACGCAGGAUGUGGAAAUGUUCGCAGCCAAGCACAGCAACCUCGUGGCGCGCACCCGGGACCACUCCAACCAAAUCUACCUGGGCGCAGAGAGCUUCGUCAGGGAGAUACAGAACAGAAUGAACAACGUGGUAAAGGAACUCGUGCUGAUAAGAAUGCAGAGUCAAACCUUCAUUUCUGCUAAUAAUGAUUCCCACAAUGAUAUUUCCUUCAGCGUGAACCAGACCCAGGCAGCAGUGGAGGCCUUAUCGCAGGGGCUGAAGGGCCGCUUGGACAAUGCUACAGACCUACAGCAAGAUUUUGGGAAGGUCUUCAAGAGAGAAACAGAUCACAUCUCUGCCACUGUUGAAUCUGGGAUAAGCGAGGCACUCGUCUCCAACCACGCGUCGGUGAGUCACGUGGAGGAGGCAGAGCUGGACACCCGGGUCUUCGUGGGCAGCGCUAAGGCGGCCUGGGAGGAGCUGUAUCUGACGCAGGAGGGGGAGCUCAGGAAGGAAGCCGACAUCCUCACCCAGAGCCUGCAGACACACACGCACCACACUCAGAACGUGCUGGCCGGCAUGAGAAGCACUGCGGAGACUCAUGAACUGGUGUUGGAGGAGCAGCGGAUGAGUUUCCAGCAGUUUAUCAAGAAGAGACAGGACGCGUUGGACAACCAGUGUGCGGCCGUGGGUGACUGGGCGACUCUCAUGUCCACAGAGCUGCGCAGAAGGGAUGAGGACCUGCACCGGUUUCUGAGCGAGGACCUUCAGUACACUACAGUCACCGUUGCUGAUGAUGACGAUAACUACAGAAUUUCCCGCCGCCCAGAUGGCUCGUGGGCGUACCAAUCCGACCACGCCCACGCCCACCGCCUCGCCCACGCCCGCCAGACCACUCCCAACGUGACGUAUCAGUUCGCAAGGAGUGCUUAUAGCGGCGGCUCGCUCCCCGCCGCACAAUCUAGUCUGACAAUUCGCCACGAGAGCGACGCAGGCACUCCGCCCCACGCCCUCACACCCACAGCGGCUAGGGACACCCCCGGGGCCGCCCCAAGGGACACCAAGAGCCACAGCACUGCCAGGGACACCCCCAUCGCUGCCAGGUACGAAGACACCCCCAGAGACACUGUUAUCACUGCCAAGGGGACGCAAGGGUCUCCUAAGGGUACGCCAGGGUCUUCUGAGGGUGCUUUUGGGAACAGUAGCAAUAAUAGUUCCUUGGAGACCCCCGGCAGCACCAGUAACGCUGCCACCGUCACCACCAUCACCAGUGGCGCUAACAUUACCGCCACGAGAAAGAGUAACAUUGCUAUUGACUCUCAAAAUACUGCCAAUAAUUUCACCACCACCACCACCACCACCACUACCGCCACUACCACGGAGAGCAUGAAGACUGACAACAGUGCUUCAAACAAGAGCGAAGAUAACCAAAAUGAAGGCAAACACACACCAGAUCCCACCAGAAACCGUGAAAAUAGUACCCAGAAUGCUUCAAAUAUUGGUACAAGCACUCAAAACACUGCCAAACACGCAAACACCACGGAAACAAGCACUCACACUGCCCACGCGGCUGAAGAACAUGAAGAACAGAACAGGAAAUCCCAAAACACUUCCACGAACACUGAAAAAGUGGAAAACACCAACAGUUCCACCACCUUUCCCAAGAACCCCAACCAAGCCUUUCUCCCUCCUGCUACAAACACACCAGAUAUUUCCUCCCCUGUCUCGCUUCCCCCGACCUCUACCACUGCCGGGGCGUCGCUACAUAACCAAGGGGAGGCAGAGACCCCUAGCAGCAAUGAAUCUGAAGAGAGUGACUUAUCAGAUGAAAGAGAAACAGUAGAUGUGGGCGUGAAGUUAAGCAGUCCCAAGCCUCUCUACACCUCAAACAUAACUGAGAAACUCGCUAAUGACACAGUGAAGAAUAUAACAGAUACCAGCCAUAUUAAACUCAAUGAAACGAUGGAAAAUAAAGAGGAAACUGAUGCAGGAUUAAAAACACAAGUGGGUCUAGUCCUCAGACAAAACGACGGUGAAUACCAGCCGCCUUGCAGAACGCCAUGUGCUACCAACUCAAACCCAGCCAAUACCCACCAAGAGGAUAGCGAGGAUGAGAGCGUGAAACAGUUCCGCAAGAUACUGCAAGACGCUCAGGAGGCGAUAAAAAGGUUCAGAAUGGACUUUCAACAUCAAGAUGCCAACGUUAGUCGAUCGAAUACUACAGUAACGGCUCCUUUCGUUCCAUGGGAGGAGUUCGUUGCCGAGAAAGCUGCCCAACGUGUCGUACGGUGCGGGAAUAAGACUGAAGACGCUGAUACUGAUGAUAAAUGUGAUGAUAAUGAACAAGUUAACAUCACAGCAUCGGAAAUAGGAGUUGCUGAAGAAACAGUGGAAUUGGAACCUAAAGAAGAGGAGAUUUCAAUGCAUGUGAGAUCAGAAAGUAAAAAUAAGAAUAAUACAGUAAGAAGUUAUAGAAAAGAUAACAAUGCCUUACAAGUUACAGUAUCAGAAAUAGGAGAUAAUGAAGAAAUUGAGAAACCAGAACCUAUUAAAGAAAAUAAACCACUAAAUUUUGAAUCAGAAAACAAAGAUAUGAUGAAUCCAUUACGAAAUCAUGGGCAAGAUAAUAUUACCUUAUCAGAAGAAUCAGAAGCUAUAGAUGAACAGAAACUGAUGCUACAAAUGGAGCCAGAAAGCAAACACAAGAAUCCAAUACGACAUAAACGCAGAAAAACGAAAAGCAGACGAAACAGAGAGAGAAAACGAAGCAAAGGGAAUAGAAAAGGAGGAAGAAGAGAAUGUAAUAGAAGCAAUAGUGGUGGUGGUGGUGGGAAAGGAAACAAUAAACGAAGGAGAAACAAUAAAAAGGAAAGAAGAGACAACAAAGAAUCACAAAACAGAGACGUAACUAAAAAAUCAAAACUUUUCACUCCCAUCCCUCUCACAUCCCAGCCUCCUAUCCACUCUUCCACCCCAGCGCCCUCUCGUCCCUCUCACCCCUCUCCCAGCCAUCCCCCAAGCCCCUCCAUGCCCACUCUCACUCUAUGGGACACGUGGCACACUCUCGUUCAAAAUGAUGCAAAGAAAAAGAAAAAAGCACAACCAGUGAUGAAAGAAAACAGAAGUGUGACAUUAGUUGAGGAUACCCUGGGUGAGGAGAAAGAAAAUGGAGAUACUGUGGCAUAGAAAAUGGGAUGAAGUUGUGUGAAAAUAUAUCGUUAUGAAAAAAUAUGAUGAAACUUAUAUAAAAAGAAAGAGUUAAGUGAUACGGAAGUUACAUUAUAGAAAAGAUAAUAGAAAGGGAAAAAUAGAAAAUCAUAUGCUAAAAUCUAUUAAAACUUGCGAAAUAAAA
Molecule: messenger RNA, 5388 nt
Organism: Scylla paramamosain (green mud crab)
Lineage: Eukaryota; Metazoa; Arthropoda; Malacostraca; Decapoda; Portunidae
Product: serine-rich adhesin for platelets-like
Exons: 13
Coding region: 876-5222 (1448 amino acids)
Source: RefSeq, a predicted model, not a curated record